Messenger RNA from Lizanozyma spartinae, 732 nucleotides. RefSeq lists its product as uncharacterized. The record is from RefSeq and is a predicted model, not a curated record. Lineage: Eukaryota; Fungi; Ascomycota; Pichiomycetes; Serinales; Debaryomycetaceae. Gene Ontology annotation, cellular component: membrane. The transcript has a single exon. Gene Ontology annotation, molecular function: palmitoyl-(protein) hydrolase activity. Bases 1 to 732 code for a protein of 243 amino acids.
AUGCCUAAUUAUGAGUUGGUAUAUUUGGAAACUGAUGAUAAGGAACGGCUACAAUGCUUCCUGUUGAAACAUGACCCCUUAUCUCCAAACUACAGUAACAAAACGGUACUUAUUCUUUCUCCCAAUGCUGGGAACAUAGGACAUGCUUUGCCUAUAGUGUCACUUUUCUACAAUAAGUUUGGCUAUAACGUCUUCAUCUAUUCCUACAGAGGGUAUGGCAAAUCCAGUGGAUCACCCAGUGAAAAGGGUCUCAAAUUAGAUGCUCAGAGAGUGGUCAAACACUUGACGGAAGAAGACACUCAAUAUAUGAAAUCAAGUGUCAUUCUUUAUGGUCGUUCAUUAGGGGGAGCCGUGGCUAUUUAUAUUUCUGCUACCAUGUCAAAGGCAGUCCUGGGGUUAAUAUUAGAGAACACCUUCCUUUCAAUAAGAAAAUGUGUACCUCAUAUCUUCCCACUACUCAGGUUUUUUACAAUGUUUGUUCACCAGAGAUGGGAGCUGGAACAGUUGUUGAGCCUAAUCCCUGAUUCCAUUCCCGUAUUACUCUUGAGUGCCAGAAAGGAUGAAAUCGUGCCUCCAGAACAUAUGGACCACAUUAACCAAACUUUAAACUCUACCUACAAAGAGAUGCAUACAUUCCCUGAUUCGGACCACAACGAUACGGUUUGUCAAAGGGGUUACUGGGAGAUCAUUCAUGAGUUUAUAAAACAGAAUGUUAAUCCAGUAGGUUACUAG